AUGAUGGAUAUUGAAAAGUGCCUGUGUUACUAUAAAAUUUUGAACGUGGAUACAGAUGCUUCGGUUGAUGAUAUUAAAAAGAGUUAUAAGAAAAUUGUACUUCUGUAUCAUCCUGAUAAGAACACCCAUUUAUGUGAUGAAGAUAAGAAGAGAUAUACAAACAUAUUUCGAAAGAUUCAAGAAGCUUAUGAAUGCUUAACAAACGAGGUUCAAAGAAAAUGGUACGAUCGAAAUAGAAAGAGAAUUAUAGAAGGUAGGGAAAGUAGUGAAGAGAAAAAUUCAGGGAAGCAAAAAUAUGCAUAUAGUUAUACCAAUAUAAAUAUUUGGAAAUAUUUUAAUAAUACAUGUUAUAAUGGUUUUGAUGAUACAGAGGGAGGGUUCUAUGAUGUUUAUGGUAAACUUUUCGAUGAUAUAAUAAAAGAAGAAAAUGAAGAAAUUAAAAUUAUGAAUAAUAUAAAAGGUUGUCAUAAAAAUGGUAAUAAUCAUAAAAAAAAAAGGGAAGAUAAUAUGAAUAGUUCUGAUAAAAAUAAUACACAACAAGAUUAUCUUAACAAUAAAAAUAAUGGUGAUGAUAAUAAAAAUAAUGGUGAUGAUAAUAAUAAAAAUAAUGGUGAUGAUAAUAAAAAUAAUGGUGAUGAUAAUAAAAAUAAUGGUGAUGAUAAUAAAAAUAAUGGUGAUAAUAAUUAUAAUGGUGAUGAUAAUAAUUUUUAUUUUAUCAAAGCACCGCAUUUCGGUAAUUCAUCAACAUGUGGAAAAGAAAUUGACGAAUUUUAUGAGUACUGGUCCAAUUUUACGACCGUAAAAAAAGUAGAUUACUCAUAUGAAUAUAUAAAAACAUAUGAAUAUGAAAACCGAAACUUUCGAAGGAACUUAAAAAAAGUAAGUGAGAAAAGAAGUAUAAAAGAAAAGAAAGAAUACAACGAAAACAUACGUUCUCUAGUUAAUCACAUUAAAAAAUAUGAUAUACGUUAUAUUAAUAGAAUUGUUGAAUUGAUCGAAGAAAAAAGAAAAAAAGUAGAAUUAAGAGAAUUAAAAAAAAAAGAAGAAAUACUAAAGAGAAAAUUAUUAUUUGAAGAAAAUAAAAAAAAAGAAUAUUAUGAAGAAAUGGAAGAACAAUAUAUAUCAUCAUCAUCAUCAUCAUCAUUAAAUGUACAUAAAUAUAAUAAUGAAUGUAAAGAUAUAAAUUAUCCUUUUGAAACAAAUAAAAAUUCAUUACCAAAUUAUACAAAGGAUAAACAAAACGUAGAUAUAACAGAACCUAAAACACAACAUAUAAAUCAAAAAAAGAAACACUUUACGGAUGAUGAUAAUAUAUCCAGUGUUCAUGAUGUAAAAAGAAACAAUAAUGAUGAUCAGCACUCUAUGGAUAGUCAUAAUGAAGAUGAAAAUAACGAAAGGGUUAUAAAUAAAAUUAUAUAUCGAUGUGAAGUUUGUAGAAAAAAUUUCAAAUCUCUGAAGCAGUAUGCUUCUCAUGAGAAGUCCAAAAAGCACAUGAAUAAUUUUUUGAAAAAUGCAUGUAAGUAUGCUAUGGAUAAUAUGUUUGGAGAUGAAAACAGGGAGGAUCAUAUUAAUGAUCCCAAAUGUCGUGAUAAUAAAAAUAAAAAAAAUAAUGAUGAUGAUGAUGAUGAUAAUGAUGAAAGUGAAUCCAUACAUGGUGAUAAUAAUAAUAAUAAUAAAAAAAAUAAAAAUGAUGAUGAUGAUGAUGAUGAUAAUGAUGAAAGUGAAUCCAUACGUAGUGAUUAUAAUAAUGAAAGUGAAUCUAUACAUAGUGAUUAUAAUAAUGACAGCGAUUCUAUAUGUCGUAAUUAUAAUAAUGACAGCGGUUCUAUACAUAGUGAUGAUAGUAAUAAUAAUAAUGAUAAGGAUAAAGAAAAAAAUGAGAUAAAGGAAAAAAGCGAUUCAGAAUGCUCGUCCCAAUCCUCCAUUUCAAAAGAAAAUGAUGAUAUUUUAUGGUGGUAUAAAAAUAAAAAAAAAAAUAACUACAAAGAUGUGUUAACUAGUUCAUAUAAUAACUUAGAAGAAAAUAAUGUUGAUAUAUUAAAUGAAAAAAUAAAAACAGAUGAUAGUAGUGAUAAUUAUAAAAGUUCAAGGAAAAAGAAAAAAAAAAAAAAAAAAAAUAUGAAUAUAAAGGAAAGUCAUGAUAAUAUUAUUAAAAAUAAUAAUAUGAAUAUUAUAAAUAAAGUAGAUGAAGAUAAUAAAAUGACGAGUGUUCAUAUUAGCAACUCUAAAAAAUUAAAAGAAAAUAUAAAAAAUCUUAAGUGUCAAAUAUGUCAACAAAUUUUUGAUUCUAGAAAUAAAUUAUUUCAACACAUACAAGAAAAGGGGCAUUCAGCUUAUAAAAAUGUAGAUACUAAUAUAAAAACAAAUAGAGGAAAAAAGAAAAAGAAAUGA
Molecule: messenger RNA, 2391 nt
Organism: Plasmodium falciparum 3D7
Lineage: Eukaryota; Apicomplexa; Aconoidasida; Haemosporida; Plasmodiidae
Product: putative DnaJ protein
Source: RefSeq, a predicted model, not a curated record